UUGGAAGAGACCGCUCCAGCCAAUGGGAGCGCGCGAGAGGUUAUUUGGCGCGAAAUCUCAUUUUCGCAAGUUCAGCGGUGGCGCAUCAGUUCCGCAUGUGCGUCGUGUUUAUUAUUAUUAAUAUUCUUCUUGUUGUUUAAACUCAGAAUUUGCUACCGCUAACUUCGCUCGCGAACAUGGGGAAGCUCGAAAUCUACGUCCUGUGGAAUCUGAAGGAUCCGCCCAGGCAAGCCAUCAGCAAGUCGGACCGUCUUUGCUUUUCGCUGGCCGUGCCACUGCCCCUGCCCGCUCACCUGGUGGUGUUCACGCGGGGAGCGUGGGGCGCCUACUCGGCAGGCAGCUUCGUGAGUGCAGAGAUGAGGGUGCCUGGAGCCGUCAAAACACAGCCCCUGGGCACCUUGUCUGCAGAGAACAGGAGUCUGGUGUGGGAGGGCGAGUGGACGGACGAAUUUUUGGAGGCUGCUGAAACGCAGGCUGAAUUCGGACAAUUCGCAAAACUGGUGCUCACCGUGGAUGGACGGGUGGUGAACAAGAGGCAGGGCCUAGGCGGGUGCAAGAGGAGUUCCACAGCGUCCCUUCGCUCGUUCUUCAUGUCAGUGGGUGGCCAAACUUCCAUAGAGAGAGAAUCGGCCGAAGACCCUUCAGAAGCUGAGGUCUCUUCACCCGUUGAGGUUUCUCCAAAGGUCUCCAUUUUGGCGACAAAGGUGGAGUCUAUGAAGGGGAAUCACAGGCAGCGCAAGCGCAGUCACCAGUCCACAGAAGAUGGCCCUGACACGCCUCCAGGCAGCCUCCCCAUCGCCAAGCAGUCGCGCAUCUGUCGCAAGCUGCACCAGGCGGGCAGCCCCGUGAGCUCCACGCCCGGCGAGACCUUCUGCUCCACGAGUGCCAGCCCCGGUGAUUCCCCCGGCUUCGGCAGCACAACUCCCGAGGGGAGUUUUGAGAAGAGCGUCAAAGACGCAAGGGAUGAGAAGAAGCCAGCGGGCAAGAGCGUCAAGAAAAUGGCCCAGCAGCUUCAAAAGAAAAGCGAAGAAAAUGCCCUGCCGAGCGCACGCUGGGGCCACAGCCUGUGCCUCAUCGACCCACAAACAGUCAUCCUCAUUGGAGGACAGGGCCACCGCAUGACUUUUUGCAAGGACCCCAUUUGGAAAUUGCACAUUGAGAAUAACUCGUGGUUACCAGCGGAGACGGUUGCCACUGGUAAAACCCCAGAAUGCCGUAUUGGGCACACAGCUACAUUCGACUCGGAGAUGCGGCGAAUCUACGUUUUUGGAGGCUCCAAAAAUGGGAAAUGGUUCAGUGACAUGCACAUCUUGGACAUGGCCACAUGGAAGUGGCAACUGGUGGAGGCCAAGGGCAAGGUUCCACCUCUGGCGUACCAUAGCAGCACGCUCUUCCGCCAUGAGCUGUUUGUGUUUGGAGGCGUUUUCCCACUACCCAACCCACAGCCGGACGGCUGCAGCAACCAACUGUACAUCUUCAAUCCGCAGCACAGCAUCUGGUACCAGCCGAUUGUGGUGGGCGACCUUCCCUGCCCUCGAUCCGGACACUCGAUGAUCCUCCUGAAAAACAAGCUGGUGAUAUUCGGUGGUUGGGAUGCACCCGUGUGCUUCAGUGACCUGCAUGUCCUCGACCUUGGGUUUAUGGAGUAUGCACCCGUGCAAGUCCAGGGAGCCGUGCCUUCUCCAAGAUGCUGGCAUGCAUCUGCCCCUGUUUCGGACAACCGUAUGAUCAUUCACGGAGGAUAUAAUGGCCAACGUGCUCUCACGGACACGCACAUCUUCAACGUUGAUACGAGCGAGUGGACACAGCUCACGAGUGACCCCUUUGGGUCGGUGCCACGUGCUGGCCACUCUAUCCUCGCACUGGCGUCUCUGGAUGAUGCCAAAACGGAAGGAGCGACUGGGGGGCACGAGGCCCUUACCACGCUGCUCGUUUUCGGUGGGGGAGACAAUGAGGGGGGCUUCUAUAACGAUGUGUGUCUCGUGCCGCUAAGAGAGGUCCUGGAAGGCGUAGUGUAGGGAUUGGUUCCUGAUUUUGUUGUCGAUCCGAAAGUGUGAUGUCCACCGGAAAGGAUGCCGCGUGUUUCAAAACUUGCGUGCAUUUCCUCCAGAAAGUUGCGUGAUGAAUCAUCCGACGAUGUCACUUUUGUAAGCAUGAAUACACGUUAAUUUAUUACAAUGUCAAUAACCCCAAUAUCUGAAAAAAUAUCCGAAAUUGUCCUUAAUCUGAAAUUCCUCCCUAUUAUAUAGGAAUUGGGCAGAACUGCUACUGUAUUCCCUGGAUUGUGGUCUGUUUUUUGUACUUUUUAAAAAUUUAAGCAAAAGUUGGCAGUGCAUCUUUUCCAAUAGUGCUGUGUGACCAGAUUUGCAUCACGAUUGACAAUGGCCAGGCACACGUUUGUGGUGCGUCUUACCUUCUGGAUCGUCUUAUAAUCUGAAGAAUAUGAUCAUCUUGUCUCGCUCCUGUUGUUCUUUCCAGGUUAAAUACUUACAUCCAUCUGAAUGCCGCAUUGAGUUAUGUCUACAAGGCCCCUAAACGUUGUGCUGGCAUUGCCAUUCAGCCUUGCAGGAAUACUCGCCGAUUUUCGCCAUGUGCUGUUGUGGUGGUAUAUUCAUGGCUUCUCAAAAGCCACUCUACCUUAAAUAUUGAUGUUAAGAUAGUCCAGAUUCUAGUUUAAAAUAUGACAUUAAUUAGCAACCUUGCAUUUUAAAUGUUUUCAGGUGUAAAUGUGUCUCCUGUUGCAUUCUGCUUUAUUGUGUGUGUGUGGCAUU
Molecule: messenger RNA, 2771 nt
Organism: Lethenteron reissneri (Far Eastern brook lamprey)
Lineage: Eukaryota; Metazoa; Chordata; Hyperoartia; Petromyzontiformes; Petromyzontidae
Molecular function (GO): protein binding
Source: RefSeq, a predicted model, not a curated record